This is a messenger RNA of Echinops telfairi (small Madagascar hedgehog), 2066 nucleotides long. RefSeq names its product protein O-fucosyltransferase 1 (gene POFUT1). NCBI's taxonomy places the organism in Eukaryota, Metazoa, Chordata, Mammalia, Afrosoricida, Tenrecidae. The record is from RefSeq and is a predicted model, not a curated record. Gene Ontology annotation, biological process: Notch signaling pathway; protein O-linked glycosylation via fucose; regulation of Notch signaling pathway. The coding region runs from base 12 to 1187 and encodes 391 amino acids. The transcript has 7 exons. Gene Ontology annotation, cellular component: endoplasmic reticulum. Gene Ontology annotation, molecular function: peptide-O-fucosyltransferase activity.
CCGCAGCCGACAUGGGCGCCGCCGCGUGGGCACCGUUGCCUUUGCCGCCGCGCCUGUCCCUCCUGCUGCUGCUUUUGCCGCUCCCAGGGCUGCCUGCAGGCUCUUGGGAUCCGGCGGGUUACCUGCUCUACUGCCCCUGCAUGGGACGUUUUGGGAACCAGGCUGAUCACUUCUUGGGCUCCCUGGCAUUUGCCAAACUGCUGAACCGCACCUUGGCAGUGCCGCCCUGGAUUGAGUACCAGCAUCACAAGCCUCCCUUCACCAACCUCCACGUGUCCUACGAGAAGUACUUCAAGCUGGAUGCCCUCCAGGCCUACCAUCGGGUCAUCAGCCUGGAGGACUUCAUGGAGAAGCUGGCCCCCACCCACUGGCCCCCCGAGAGGAGGGUGGCAUACUGCUUUGAGGUGGCGGCCCAGAGGAGCCCUGAUAAAAGAACGUGCCCCAUGAAGGAAGGAAACCCCUUUGGCCCAUUCUGGGACCAUUUCCAUGUGAGCUUCAACAAGUCAGAACUUUUUGCGGGCAUUUCCUUCAGCGCUUCCUACAAGGACCAGUGGAUCCAGAGAUUUCCCCCAGAGGAACACCCGGUGCUCGCCCUGCCAGGGGCCCCAGCCCAGUUCCCGGUCCUGAAGGAGCAUCGGCAGCUCCAGAAAUACAUGGUGUGGUCGGAGGAGAUGGUGCAGGUGGGACAGGCCCAGAUCCACACCCAUCUCAGCCGGCCCUACGUGGGCAUUCACCUGCGCAUCGGCUCGGACUGGAAAAAUGCCUGCGCCAUGCUGAAGGACGGGACAGCAGGCUCCCACUUCAUGGCCUCACCGCAGUGUGUGGGCUACGGCCGAGGCACAGCGGCACCCCUCACCAUGACCAUGUGCCUCCCGGACCUCAAGGAGGUACGGCGCGCCGUGAAGCUCUGGGUGCAGGCGCUCAACGCCCAGUCUGUCUACAUCGCCACGGACUCUGAGAGCUACGUGCCCGAGAUCCAGCAGCUCCUCAAAGGGAAGGUGAAGGUGGUGAGCCUGAGACCCGAGGUGGCCCAGAUCGACCUGUACAUCCUUGGCGAAGCGGACCACUUCAUCGGCAACUGUGUCUCCUCCUUCACCGCCUUCGUGAAGCGGGAGCGGGACCUCCAGGGGAAGUCAUCCUCCUUCUUCGGCAUGGACAGGCCCCCUCAGCCGAGGGAUGAGUUCUGACCCGAGCCCUCCAGCCAGGCCUGGCCGUCAAGGUGACCCCAGGGCCCAUCCCUCAGGGCGUGAGCUCUUCUGCCUGCCUGCCAGGGACUUCCUGAAGAGGAGAGGGGCCCAGGCCCGCUGAGCUGCUAGCUGCUGGAGCCUCUCCCCUCCCAUUCCAGUCCCACCGUUUCUCAGGCCACUCUGUCUCCUAGCCUGCCCUGUUCAAAGCAGCGCGGCUGCCUCACUGUCCUCAGAGGACUUCAGUGGUUUUCCUACACGACUGACCGCUCUAGACCGCUCCCUCGUUUCCACCAGCACGUGUACCUAAAGUGACCUUAACUGGAUGUGGAUGAGGCUGGGGCUGGACGUAUUGACUACGCCUCCAGACAACCUGUCCUGGCUACCAGACCAGAGCCAUUGUCACCCCCCCUUCCUCAGCCACUCUUUGGAUGGAUGUCUUGGGGCAUGGAGACCCUGCUCCAUGGCACUGAGCUCCCCUGGCAGCUAGGACCUGCUCUCAUGGCACUUCCCAGCCAGGAGCACCCAUCCUUGGGCUGGGGAUGAUGGCAUUGCCACCCUGGUUGGUGGCGUGUCAUCAGUCCGACACCACUGGGUGCUCAGAACACAUGCUUGAGAGCCAGGGUGCGCUGGCCUGCCAGGCUCCUGUGGAAGGCUGCCCGCUCCCCUCUGACCUCCUGUCCCGCACUCCUGCAACAGCCUCUGACCUGCUCUGGGUGGGGGGCAGCAGGAGUCCCUGAUGGGAUGCAGUUUGUGCCUCCCCAUCCAGUGCCUUCACGCCGCCAGCCCCAUGAGGCCUAAGAUGGCCCACGUCAGACGUCUGUCACCCAGCUGCUGCUGUUUAAAUGCGUGACGCCCAAGCGUGUGCUCUUGGGACUCUGG